CGUACGCGGAGAGCACAGCGCCGGGGAGCGAAAAGGAAGGAACGAGCGUCGAGAAAGUAAGAGCGAUCCGCGCGCAGAAAAUUAAGCAGAAGACAGUGGCAGCCAUUUUUCCUGACAUUGCCGUUCCUGCGGCACCGCGGUGCUAAUUGCCGUCGAUUCUCGGCCGGAUCACGAACAGACAUCUCGGGCAGCAGAGGGAACGGUGUCGUAGACGGGGCCACGGGGUGUUAUUGGUGCGCACCGAGAUUAGAACGGCGCGAGAUAACGAUAAGAGAGAAUUCAGACGUCAAUGGUACGGCGUGGUUCGGAGUGACGAGUGCGUGUGUAAACGAUUCGCCAGAGAGUAGUGGGGCUCGACCGUAGUUGGCUGAGUGGACAGCCGAAAAGGAGGAGCUGCCGACAACGGGAAGGGUGUUACAGGAGGCGACAGCGACGGUGACGACAACGACGACGACGAACACGACGGUAACGACGGCCACGAUACGACGGCGGCAACGAUCGCGGAAACGGAGCUACGGCAGCCCAGCCUAGGCGCCCUUAUUUUGCGGUCUCGACCCUAGAAAAAUCCCUCCUCGAAAGGGAAUCGUUAUAGUAUUGUACAGUGCACACAGUCACGCGCCACCGCGUACAUCAGCGCCACGAGAUGGAGAGGCGAGCUGCUUUUGUGCUGCUGGGGAUGCUAUAUUUAGCGGGCACCCUCGUCACGGUCCAGGCAGUAACCUACACGGGGGUGUCGGACGUGCGCGAGGGCCUAUCUUGGUCGAUCGAGUGCAGUGGCCUGAAGCCGGACGAUCUGAUCAGAUGGACCAGAAACGGGCAGUCGCUCGAGCCGGAGUUGGCCAGUGGUCAGUUGGUCGUCACUUCGCCGCCGGGCACGGGAAGCAGCACGCUAAAGGCGUUACACGCCACCGACAGCCACGACGGGGACUACAAAUGCACCCCCGACAACAACGAGGCCUUCCAUCUCUGGAUAUACUUUGAUAUCCAUAUUAGAGUACUGACGGUCGACGACGUACCCUUGUCGCUGGAAUGCGCGAACAAAAGCUCCGGCUCGAAGGUCACUUGGACGAAGGAGAAUAAGUCGAUCGUCUCGGCCCUGGCCGGCAGCGAGAACCUCUACAAGAUCGACAACGAGACCGGCACUUUGGAGCUGCAGAAGUUCGGGACCGUGUUGCUCGGCAAUUAUACGUGCAAGGCGCAAAAUGCCUCCAUAGAGUACAGGAUCGUACCAAAGCCCACGGCAUCCAUGGUCCAGUCCGUCAGCGUGGUGGAAGGUGAGAAGCUGCAGUUAGUAUGCUCCGGCAAGCACAGUCCCGGCAUCAAGGUGUCAUGGACGUUCGGGGAUCACGAUUACAAGCGGAGCGAAGGACGAGUCAAGAUCGGAACGGACCAGGAGAAAGGUAUCUACGGGACCUUGCUGAUCGUCGACAACAUCGAGAUGAAGGACCGCGGCAACGUCGUGUGCAGGGUGUCCUACAACUGGUCCGACACCUCCGAGAAUCACGUGGCAAAGGCCCAAACAUUCCUCAGGGUCAAAGACAAGCUAGCCGCCCUCUGGCCCUUCCUAGGCAUUUGCGCGGAGGUCAUUGUUCUGUGCACCAUCAUUUUAGUUUACGAGAAGAAGCGGAACAAGGCUGAGCUCGAGGAAUCCGACACCGAUCAGAGUCCCGACACCAAACCAACGCCCAACAAGGACUCCGACGUCAGACAGAGAAAGUGAAACGGCGACCAAUAAGCGGCGAACGAACGAGAGCGAUGCAGGAUAGCAGAACGGAUAACGGGGAACGAUCGUGGGCAUCAUUUGCCGGAGUGACAAUAUAGAUGAUAGAUGUACAGCGAUAAAAAAAAACGUGUGCGAGAGAGGGAGAGAGCGAGAGCGAGAGCGAGAGAAAGAGAGAGAGAGAGCGUGAGAGAGCAAGACAGAAAGAAAGAGAGAGAAAGAGUAAAAGGAUGGGACGGGGGACGAAAGGGUAGGUUUCGAAGGCAGGGAUGGACAGCUGGAUAAGGAAAAAACACAUAAGUUCCGAAAACGAGAAAGACACGUCGUUGAAGAAAACGAAUAAUAAAAGCAUGAAAUAAUAGAACAAAGACGGAGUUACAAAACCGUUUUCAAGUAAACAAACGCGAGAGAGAGA
Messenger RNA from Megalopta genalis, 2135 nucleotides. The record is from RefSeq and is a predicted model, not a curated record. NCBI's taxonomy places the organism in Eukaryota, Metazoa, Arthropoda, Insecta, Hymenoptera, Halictidae.